UUUUCAGUCAUUGCCUAUAUCACUCCGCGGAAUGACUUAAAGAUCUCGCGAGCUUAGAUGUCCUACAUAUGCUUGAGUGAUAUUUGUACUCUAAUGUCGAACUCACGUUCUUUAAUGGUGUAGAGUGCGCAUGUUAAUUAGCUUAGUCUUUAUAUCAAGUAACCUGCGCCGUAUUUAUUCUUAUUGCAGCCCGUGGUCAGUCAGUCGUUAGGUUAUUGGUUUUAUGUUUUGGGGCUGGUAUGUCCCCCUUCUGCUGCGGCAGUAGUUCAUGACGAAGUUGCCUGCUGGUUAUAUUAGAACCUUUCCUUCCACAGAUGUAAAUCGGUGAACUAAAACGGGGGUACUAGAUGUACCUUUUAUGGGCAGCCUUUAUACUUAAUUCUCUUGCGGUCCUUUUCUUUUGGACUCCACCACUCACAAAAGUUUGAGUUUUGCAGCGCCCCCCCUUUUCUGGGUUAUGUUGGUAUGUUCCUGAGAAAGAACUUGGAUUGGAGGGUUGCUAGGAGACGGCUUCAGGGCCCAGUUUGCAUGGUCGCAGUAGUAAGUGAGAUGUGAGGGAAGGAACCAUUAGUUAUUUCCUGCUCCCCGUGGCGAUUUUAUAACGUCAUUCAGACUUUUAAAAGCCCCCAAAAGGAGAGGAGACCUAAAUAUUCCUUGUGGAGAUCGGAGAAGAUUCUGUCCAGAGGAGCUCACAGGACCAUCUUCAGCUGCUUCGGUAAUCUUCGGGUCUUCUUCUGGCACCUAGGCAAUUUCCGUGCCUUUCGGUGCUCAUGCAGUUGUUGCGAAACAGAAAAUUGCUCCAGCUGUGCAUGUGCCGUUACAGAACUUACUUCACAAAGAUAACUGAAGAGAAGAAGAUGGCUGCCUUGAACUCCGCUGGACAGAAUCUGCACCGAGGGAUGUCGUUUUGUCUGACUGAGCUGUACCUGUGGUCUCUAAAGAAUAACUUGCACAUUGGAGAUGAAGAUGUUGGUGUACAUCAGUAUCAUGAAAAGAAAGAAGCAGCACUGCACCCAGACUAUGGAUUCCUUGAAGAGAAACAGCAGUGGAUGGAAUCACGGGGUUUCCCUUGGAUCUUAAAGAACAAGCGCCCAGAAAAGCUCAGAGACAAUCUCACAGAGCUAGAGGAGUUGAUGCAGAGCAGUGAGUGCGUGCUGAGCAAAUGGAAGAACAAAUAUGUCUGUCAGCUCCUGUUUGGUUCAGGUGUGCUCGUGUCCAUAAGCCUUUCAGGGCCACAGCUGGAGAAAGUGGUGAUUGACAGGAGCCUAGUGGGGAAGCUCAUUUCCAACCCCAUCAGUGAUGCUAUAUUUACAGACAGUUUCAUCAUCUUGUCAUUUCUCAAAGAAAACAAACUUUGUCUCAUUCAGUUUACAAAGAAGAUAAAUUCUCCAGAUAUAAACCGACAACUUGACAAACUUUCACUGUUGGAUUUAAAGAUUUCAUAUACUGAUAUUCCAGGACCAAAAGGAAGACACCUUGUCCGCCAUCUUGCAAUAAAUAGCAUGCAAGACCUUGCACUAUGUUGGUGGCCCGUGCCAGUCGAUGACGUCAAACCUUGGUCUCCAGUCUCAAGUGAGAAGGACAGAGCCAACUUAGUCCUGUUAAGCAAUUCUUCUUGCAAACUUGAGGUUUUAAGCUAUAUCCGGACUGAGGGAGACCUGCUUAAUGCUUGCUUUAGCAUUAAUCAACCUUAUCAAAUCUGUACAGUGGAGCACUCCUUAAACUCAAACAAAGAACCUAUGGCUGACAGGUUCAUCUAUGAGUGCGUUAGAAACAAGAUCCAGUGUGUCUCAGUCACAAGAGUUCCUUUACGAUCCAGAGUGAUAAGCUGCGCUGUGAAUACUUCUGAAGACAAACUAGUUCUCGGAUGUGAAGAUUCUUCAUUAAUUCUAUAUGAGUCAGAUUGCAAAGUGACUCUCCUUGCCCAAGCAGACUUGCUGCCUGAUUUAAUAAGAUGGCACCCAAAUGGCACCAUUUUUGUGGUUGCCAGCAGCCAAGGAGAAUUGCAGAUUUUUGAUAUGGCACUUUCACCAAUUAGAGCCCAGAUUCUUGCAGAAGAAAUUGAACCUAAUUCAACCAUACAAGUCUGUAAACAAUUUAAUGUGUCCAGCACGCUUGUUGAGAUGCACUGGGCUGCUCCCCAUACCUUGUUACAAAACAUGGAUAUGACAGAUAUCUAUAAUCUUCUUUAUCUAAGGUUCGAUGGCGGCCCUAUUGGAGUUCUGCAGUUAAAAUUAGGUGCCAUUUGUAGAGGACAGCUUGGCGCAAUGGAGAUUAUUUCUCAGUACAUUCGCCAUGACGAAGUAGAUGAAGCUGUUGGCUUAUUGAGCAGCAUGAACUGGAAUACUAUGGGACAUCAGUGUUUCACAUCAAUGACUGCCAUUGUGAAUCACCUUCUAAGGCAAAGGCUUACACCAGACAGAGAAGCUCAGCUAGAAGCAAGCCUUGGAACUUUCUAUUCCCCAACAAGACCGCUUCUGGAUACCAUAGUACUGCAAUACAGAGAUCCAAUAAGUCGAUAUGCAAGGAGGUUCUUUCACCAUUUGCUAAGGUACCAAAGAUUUGAAAAGGCUUUCCUGCUUGCUGUAGAUAUUGGUGCACGUGACCUAUUCAUGGACAUCCAUUACCUUGCACUAGAUAAGGGUGAAUUGGCACUGGCAAAAGUCGCAAGGAAGAAGGCUGAGGAAAUAGAUGCAGAAUCAAUAAACUCGGGAGUGGAGCCUUUGCUCCCGACAGACACUUUGGCAGAUGUGAAUGAAGCAUUUGUUGACCUUUCACUGAUACCCCAGGUAGAAGAUCGGAUUCUGGGGUCUUUUCCCUCCACAGACCUAGGAGCUCAUAAUUCAAUACAGAGGAACGCAAACAGACAAUUAGUUCACAUAGAGAACGAAAUUGGAAUUGAAGUCUACGCCGAAUCUCUGGAUAAAUCACUACCUUGGAAUCAGGAAUGUUUUGAAGAGGAUUUUGCUGAAGAGAAUCCUGAAGGAAUCGGUUCCUUGAAAGUGGUGCAUUUUGGCUUAGUGUAAGUCUAUAUGCCUGAUACUCUAAGAGCAAGAUGAUCUAGAACUUGAAGUUCACAAAAGAGCAUUUGGAAGAGAAGUCUUGGAAUUGCAAUUUGUGGACAGAUGUUAAAAUAUUGAUUUCAUCAGAUGUUCAUGAAUGUGUAACUUUUUUCCUUAAGGAAACGUAUGAGAAAAAGUGAUUUUAUAUGCAUAUAGUUAUUAUUUUUAUGCUUAACUGUCCCUUUAGCUAAAGCAUUAGGAAUGUCCCUAAGUAAAUCCAGGGGAAAGCUAUGAUCCAUGGUUAAUAUUACCUGAUAAAGCCACUGUAGUCUGGGUGGAUCAAAAAUUUAGAGAGGAGACCUCAGAGACUUAAAGGAGAAUUCAACCCUAAAGCUAAAAAACCCCCUACCCUACCAUGACCCCCUCCCCCAAGCCUACGUGUUACCCUGGGCAAAUGCCCCUAACGUUUUACUUACCCCAUCGGUG
Messenger RNA from Xenopus laevis (African clawed frog), 3488 nucleotides. RefSeq names its product WD repeat containing planar cell polarity effector L homeolog (gene wdpcp.L). NCBI's taxonomy places the organism in Eukaryota, Metazoa, Chordata, Amphibia, Anura, Pipidae. Gene Ontology annotation, cellular component: axoneme; axonemal basal plate; plasma membrane. The transcript has 19 exons. The record is from RefSeq and is a predicted model, not a curated record. Gene Ontology annotation, biological process: cilium organization; nervous system development; establishment of protein localization. The coding region runs from base 771 to 3026 and encodes 751 amino acids.